UGGGUGCCUAUCAUGUUAUUCCUCCAAUCAAUGCUUUUUAUGUUGCCGAACUUUUUAUGGAAUGGAUUUCACCAGCAUAGCGGCAUCGAAUUUAUCAAAUUUCUUAAAGAGUGCAACAGAUUAAAGAAGAUGAAGUUAAAUGAUGCUGAAAGGCCAACUCUUUUGAGAACUUUGGGGGAAAGAAUCGGGGAGACUGUUAUAAAUCGGAAAAAUUAUUUUCGGACAAAAAUUCCUGCUUUUUCUAUCGGCUCUGGUUCUUUUGUUACGUGUUUGUAUAUAUUUAUCAAAUUGUUAUAUUUGCUCAACGUCUUUGUCCAAUUCUGCCUUCUUAACUUUUUUAUUGGCCACAAUUAUGGCUGGUGGGGAUUUGAUGUUUUGAGAUCUUUAGUUACUGGUAAAAAUUGGCAGGAUUCCCCAACAUUUCCACGUUUAACGCUUUGUGAUGUCUCUAUCCGUCGUUUGGGAGAUGUUGAACGUUCUACUCGCUACACACUUCAAUGCCAUCUUCGAAUAAAUACAUACAAUGAAAAGAUUUACCUUUUUAUUUGGUGGGGAUUCUUGUUUGUGGCUAUUUUAACUUUUUUGAAUUUUUUGUAUUAUGUAAUUGCAUUUGCCUGCCUUCCUUUUACAAGAGAAAAUACUGUCAGGCAUUUGUUAAAGCAGAAUCGUUUUGAUCAAAUUAUGUAUUCUUCUAAUAAACUUCAUUACAAAUUAAUUAAAUUGUUUGCCAAAAAAUCAAUUAUUAAUGAUGGGAUUCUCCUUUUUUGGUUUAUUGAAACUCAUGCGGGUCCGAUUGUUGCAAGAGAAAUUAUGGGCGAAGUUUUUGAUGUUUAUCUUGCCAAAAUUAAUGCCGAAGAUUUUGAUGUUCCCAGAGUUAUUAUUCGGACGUAA
Meloidogyne enterolobii is the source of this 891-nucleotide messenger RNA. The record is from the annotation of a GenBank genome assembly. NCBI's taxonomy places the organism in Eukaryota, Metazoa, Nematoda, Chromadorea, Rhabditida, Meloidogynidae.